Molecule: messenger RNA, 720 nt
Organism: Impatiens glandulifera
Lineage: Eukaryota; Viridiplantae; Streptophyta; Magnoliopsida; Ericales; Balsaminaceae
Exons: 1
Coding region: 74-586 (170 amino acids)
Source: RefSeq, a predicted model, not a curated record
ACCACCUCUAACCGCUUUUACCCUCUCUUGUCCAAACAAAACUUGACAAUUUAUUUUUAACCAUUUUUCUGUAAUGGAAGAGCCGAGUCACAAUAAACGAGUCCGCGACGAAGACUCGGACGAGUUGUACUUAAACUCGCCUGAGGUCAAGCGGCUCCGGGAGGAUCUUCUCGACGAUUCUGAUCCUUCUUUUACCACUCCCGAGGAUCUGGAUUCAUUUAUGAAGAGUUUUCAGGAAGAGAUAUCCGCAUUUCCGCCGUCUCCGGCGUCGUCACCGGCGCCGAAUCAGUUUGUAGAAUCCGGUGAUUCGAUGCCGGAUCUAGGCUACCUUCUUGAAGCUUCAGAUGAUGAACUGGGUUUGCCUCCGUCAACCACGCCGGUGAGUGAGGUUGCUAGCAACGAGGAGAUUGAUAGAACCGAGUUCGGUGAGUUAUGGAGGUUUGAUGACCAGAUUCCGAGUUAUGACUCGUUCGAGUUCGGGAUUUAUGGUUGUCAGGAUAAUAAUUUCAACGACGGCGAGUUUGUUGCGUUGGACGGAUUGUUUGAUUAUUCCGAUUUUGGUGCCGGAACUUUACCGGCGCAGUAGUCCGGUGCCGGAAUGAAUAGGGAGGCUAUUUCUGUAGAGAGUUCUUUAAUUUUUAUUAUUAUUAAAUAUGAAAUGAAAAAAAUUAGAGAUAACAGAUAAAUUGAAUUUAGUUGAGGAGAUGUUUGAAUCCCCAA